Molecule: messenger RNA, 390 nt
Organism: Carassius carassius (crucian carp)
Lineage: Eukaryota; Metazoa; Chordata; Actinopteri; Cypriniformes; Cyprinidae
Gene: ndufa4l2a
Product: NDUFA4 mitochondrial complex associated like 2a
Exons: 4
Coding region: 55-300 (81 amino acids)
Source: RefSeq, a predicted model, not a curated record
AGUUGCAACACACAUAGAGACACACACAGUUCUGCUCUUUAUUCUCCAGUAAAGAUGCUGCGGAAAGUCCGAGAUCAGGUCAAGAAACAUCCAGGACUAAUCCCACAGUUUUUCUUCAUCUGUCUGGGCAUGGGUGGAGCGUUCCUUUAUUUGUUUCGUCUUGCCAGAGGACCUCAUGUCACCUGGAACAAGACAAGCAACCCUGAGCCCUGGAAUAAGCUCAGUCCAAGCUACCAGUACAAGUUUGUGGCCAUUAACACAGACUACAAAAACCUGAAGAAGGAUGGACCAGACUUCUGAACAUGUCACGGAUGUUGCCUCAACUAUUUUCAAGAAGAUGCUGAGAUGUCCUUGUGCCUCACUAGUCUAAAUACACAAUAAUAAUAAUAA